AUGCUCUCUGAGGGAGAUGAGCCAGAGCUACACAUUGAAUAAGAUUCAAGGUUAUGUACUUUCUCAAAAAACGCGGGCUCACUAAAUAAUAAUAUUAUCGAUAGAUAUGAGGCUGAUACUGAAAAUAAUCAGCUCAUAAGUCAGACUGAUAGGAUUCCGAAAUCUUAAUAAUAAACCACUCUUGAGACAGACUUUAAUCAGCAAGACGAAGAAGUUGAAGAGGAGCAAGAGAAUGAAAAUGAUGAGAAUGAUGAGGAUUACUUGGACAUUUUCAACCACGGGCCAAAAGAUAGAAGCAUAAUCAUAAAUACUAAUAAAAAAAGGAAAAAUAGGAAAACAUCAUUCAGAUUAACAAAACCAAAGGGUAGCUAAAAGUAAAGGAAAAAAACGUACCAGUAUAGUAAUAGCACAGCAAACUAGCUAUAUUAUCGAUAGAGUCUAAGCCAACCUAGUCCUACACUCAUACUGAACACCUAAGAUAAUUAAUAAAAAGAUUCAGAUUGUAGAACCACCAUUUUCGAGUCUCAAACAACAAGUAAUGUAAAACUCGAAGACCACGAGGAACUUAAAAAGACUACUCAUGAACUUAUCACAGCUACUUAUCAAUAUAGAGAACAUUCCCUCGAUAAAAUUUAGUAAAGUCUCUUGAGUAUUUACAAAGGAAGAUUACUAUUGAUAAGCCUUGAUUAAAAUAACUAGGUUCAAUAGAUAUACAGAUUGUUAAAGGGAGAUUACUUUAAAUGUGAAUAGUUUGCAUUGAUAAGGGUCUUAACUGAGGUGCCAAGAUUUUUUUAAAUAGGAUGGUCGAAGAAAUACAGAAUAAGGGAAAUUACAGGACUUAGAAUCACAGGAUUAAGAGAUGAACAUAAUCUUGAGGAGCUAGAGGGAGAAACUUGCGUCGUGGGAAGAUUGAAAUCUUCAAGAUUAAGCUAUACUUUUCAGGUUAGGUAAAACUAGGUGUUCAUUAUUGGUGGAUAUGAGGAAUACAAACGAAAAUUUACUAAAAAGAUUGAAGUAAUUACAGCAGAUUAAGCCAAAGGGUCGCCUCUCAAAAUCACAGAUGAUUUUCCUGAAUUAAAAGUAGGGAGAAUCUGCCCCUCAAGUAUAAUUUUGGGCGAUAGGUACUUAUAUGUGAUGUUUGGAAAAGCAAAAAAGGGAAGAGGCGAGAUGUUUUAAACUGAUAUUGAACAAUUAGACCUUCAUAGAGUCGGGUUAGGUGCAUAAUUUAAUACGAUUAAGAUUUAAAGUAACAUGAGCAUAAUCAUUUAAUUCUUUAACGCUAUCGCCCUCGACUAUCACUAGAAUUCUCAAGAUAUCUUAUUAGUUGGUGGACUUCAAAGUAUUAAAGAUAACAUUAACUUGCCUUAAUGCUAUAAAGUGACAAUAAAUAUGUAAGGAAAUAACAGCAAGGGUAUUGCAUAUAUCGAGAAAGUCAAAAUGGGCUAGAAAAGCUACCAAUAAAUGGAGUCAUUCUAGUCUAAUAUGCAAAACUUUAUGAAGAUUUAGGAUACUGGACGCACCUCUCUGAUAAAUAAUGAUGGAACGAUGUUCAGAAUGAGCUAAAAUUCGGAAGGCCGCAUGGUCUUUGAUCUAACGGAUAGAAUUAAAAAUUAUAUUGAUUAGUUAACUGUAUGA
Molecule: messenger RNA, 1635 nt
Organism: Stylonychia lemnae
Lineage: Eukaryota; Ciliophora; Spirotrichea; Sporadotrichida; Oxytrichidae
Source: the annotation of a GenBank genome assembly